AUGUCGAAGCACGUCAAGGACGCCACGCGCUUCACGGCGACGGGCGUAUGGGCGCACACAAGACCGGGCGGGCGGGCAACGACGCUGCAAUUCGCCGAUCCAGCACCCAAGAACGAGACGCCGCAGCAGAAAGUCAAGCGACUUCGGGAGGCAGCCAACCGGGCGAAGAUGGCACAGGUCACAAGGUGGGAUUAUGCGUAUUUGUACGGGCGGAUGGCUGCAGAUGCGGCGCAUAGGUUCACCGUGUAUGGACUGAUUUUUGCAACGGGCUGUGUUGGUGUGCUCGCUGUGUUCUCGAUAGGAGACAUGAUUGUUUACAACCGCCGGAAACGCGCCAUCUACUUUGCAGAACAGGAGCGCGAACAGGCCAAGAUCCUCGAGAGCGCACGAUCCGCCGUGGCAGCGGGAACCGCAUCGCCCGCGCAGAUGGCGCUCGUAAUAGGAAUCGCCGAGGAGGAGGAGGCGAUGGAGAAGAAGAAGGCGGAGAGGAAGGCACCGUCCAAGCUGCUGUGGUGGCUGCACGGUGACUGGAAGGAGGAGAAGCUGCUGGAGGAGCAGAGGAAGGCGGCGCUGGCCGAGUUCAAGAAGGCGGAGGCGCAAGGGCAGAGCUCAGGCGUGAAUGCUGGCGUUGCUAGCGUUACGGCCGCGGUGCAGGAGGCGCGGGACAAGGUCUCGGACAAGGUCUCGGACAAGGUCUCGGACAAGGUCUCGAGCACGCUAUCGACACCGACAUUGACACCGACGUCGACGCCGGUCGCUGGCGGCCCGCUCGAUCAGGAGGCGGCGAAGGCGAGCCAGAAGGCAGAACAGACAGGCAAGGGCUGGCUUGGGUGGAUGUGGGGCGGAUCGAAGAAAGAGUAG
This is a messenger RNA of Ascochyta rabiei, 861 nucleotides long. RefSeq lists its product as uncharacterized. The record is from RefSeq and is a predicted model, not a curated record. The coding region runs from base 1 to 861 and encodes 286 amino acids. NCBI's taxonomy places the organism in Eukaryota, Fungi, Ascomycota, Dothideomycetes, Pleosporales, Didymellaceae. The transcript has 2 exons.